AGAUGCCAAUGCCCAGAAUUUAACACACUAGUCCCUACAGGUUUUCUUCAUUACCAGCGCCAGAUGAAGUUAUCUGUGUAAACUCCUGAGCUGUGCAUCAGCAGUAGCGCUUCAGGCUUCGUGUCGCUGUAGCAGUGCAAAACGUGCUGACCUCUGCGCACAGCGCGCGCACAUUACCGGCUCGCAGGUGGAAAGUUCAUACUAGUGGGGGACAUGAAAUUAAAGACUUAGAAAACUUUUAACCUCUCUCUCUCUCCCUCACUCUCCCUCGCGCGCGCUUUGGGCAUGUGUCCAGACCCCGCACGCUCCAGCGCGCUCCGCCUCGCUCCGGUGGGGGGGGCUAAAGGCCGCGCGCGCCCUGGCCCACCGCCUCGCUGCCUCCGCUAUAUAAACACACAUUGGGAGCUCGCUUAGCGACUCGAACUCACAUUGAGAAACUAUGUGAAAAGAGAGAGAGAGAGAGUGAGAGAGAGAAAGAGAGAGAGAGAGCAUCAGAAAAGAAGGUAGACAGACGCACUACAGUCAUUUGAAGAUUUUCUAGCGCUCUGUAGACAUCAGCAUCCGUGCACAAGCCGCAGAGGAUUAUUCCUUUUUCUUUACUCCUUUAUUUAACCUUAUGACCAGUACUUGAAUUUCAGUCUAUCAAAAAUAGUUUAUAGCUAUAAAAAUUUUUUUGGGGGGAGAGAAGUUUUGAGGACUUUCGUUUUUCACAUUUUUCUCACUUAGAUACUUUUAAGUCGAGUUUGAAAUUGUCAUCAGCUUUCCCACGUGGUUAUACUAGUCUGACAAGUUCACGGCAAUUUGUCAUUCCUCCAAAAACUUCCAACAUCCACAGAGGGCUUUGGUUUAAAAAUGAUGUGCCAAAGUCUUACUUCGACUUAUUUCUAUUUGGACACAGUUAAUUAAAAUACCAACUUUUCAUACCUUUACUGAACUUUUAUAGUUUAGUUUAUGUGAGAGAUAAAGUUCGGAAAAGUCCAUCAUUUAGUCUAUCAUUUAGUGAAAUACCUGCAGAUUAGAAAAAAGUCGGUGCAGCGCACGUUCCGCUCUAAAGAAAGGCUGAAAUCGACUCGAGCUUUCCCGGACACUCGUCGCAAUGCUCUUCGGGAGUUUGGACCUGGUGUCUGCGCUGGCCACGCUGGCCGCGUGCUUGGCCUCAGUGGCGCUCCUGAUCGCCGUGUCUCAGCAGCUGUGGCAGCUCCGCUGGACCGCCACGCGGGACAAGAACUGCAAGUUGCCCAUGCCGAAGGGCUCCAUGGGCUUCCCUAUCAUCGGCGAGACGUGCCACUGGCUGGUCCAGGGUGCGGGGUUCCAUGCUUCGAGGAGGCAGAAGUAUGGUAACGUGUUUAAAACUCACUUGCUGGGCCGUCCAGUGAUCCGGGUGACAGGAGCAGAGAAUGUGCGGAAGGUGCUGAUGGGGGAACACACUCUGGUGAGUGUGGACUGGCCCCAGAGCACCAGCACUCUUCUAGGACCCAAUAGCCUUGCCAACUCCAUCGGAGACAUCCACCGUAAAAAGAGGAAGAUAUUUGCUAAAGUCUUCAGCCAUGAGGCGCUAGAGAGCUACUUGCCUAAGAUCCAGCAGGUGAUCCAGGAGACGCUACGUGUGUGGAGCUCCAACCCAAAGCCCAUCAAUGUGUACCGUGAGUCUCAGCACCUCUCCUUUCAGAUGGCCAUCCGUGUCCUCCUUGGUUUCCGCAUUUCCGAUGAAGAGAUGCACUUCCUUUUCCACACCUUCCAGGAGUUUGUGGAUAAUGUUUUUUCAUUGCCCAUUGACUUGCCCUUCAGUGGCUACAGAAAGGGCAUUCGUGCAAGGGACACCCUUCAGAAGGCCAUAGAGAAAGCCAUCAGGGAGAAGCCACUGUGUACACAGGGGAAGGACUAUACUGAUGCCUUGGACGUGCUUCUGGAGAGUGCCAAAGAGAAUGGGACAGAGCUCAGCAUGCAGGAGCUUAAGGAGUCCACCAUCGAGUUGAUCUUUGCUGCCUUUGCCACCACGGCCAGUGCCAGCACCUCUCUGGUCAUGCAGUUACUGCGGCACCCAGCGGUGUUGGAGAAGCUGCGUGAGGAGCUGCGCAACUGCGGCCUUCUGCAUGAUGGCUGCUUGUGCCAGGGUGAACUGCGGCUUGACAACAUCUGCAGCCUCAAGUACCUGGACUGUGUCAUCAAGGAGGUGUUGCGUCUCUAUGCACCAGUGUCAGGGGGCUACCGCACCGCCAUGCAGACCUUUGAGCUUGAUGGUGUGCAAAUUCCUAAGGGUUGGAGUGUUAUGUACAGCAUCCGAGACACUCAUGACACAUCAGCUGUUUUUAAGGACGUGGCGGCCUUCGACCCUGAUCGCUUCAGUGCAGAGCGCAGCGAGGAUCGCGAGGGCCGCUUCCACUACCUGCCCUUCGGAGGUGGUGUGCGCUCAUGCCUGGGGAAACAGCUGGCCACGCUCUUCCUCAAGCUGCUGGCUAUAGAGCUGGCCGGGGGGAGCCGCUUCGAGCUGGCCACGCGGACGUUCCCACGUCUGGUCUCCGUCCCUGUGGUCCACCCCACUGACGGCCUCCGAGUCAAGUUCUUUGGCCUGGACUCCAACCAGAACCAGAUCAUGUCCAAGACAGACGAGAUGCUGGGUGCCACUGUGUGAGAGGGGGAAAGUGGAGGAAGUGGAUGUGAGAGUUAUUUUUGACACUUAUGUUUAAUGUUGUUUUGUCAAGUGGCAAAAAUCUAGUGAGUUGAGAGAGACACUCUUCCUGUCAGUUUCAAGAUGUCACUUUUGCCAAAAAUGUACAGUCUAUCUUUUUCUAUAAAAAUGUAAAAAAAACACAUAAUUAAAAAAAAAAAACAUAAAUGUAAUGCAAAGACCAUUAAGCGAUGCUAAGACCAUUAAGUGAUGCUGUGAGAAAGAGGGCACAAGAUGAAAGAAUGUUAAAAGGAGGACUGUAAGUUUCAAAAAGAACGAAGGAUGUAAUGUGUGUCCAGCUAAGUAGAUAUCACAGGGUAUGGGCAAGUGUGUGCUCACAGUGAAGUGAGGACAUGAAGAAUCAUUCUUAUUAUAGCCUGAGGUCUAGUACAGGGGUAUCUUUCAGGGUUUGUGUGUGUGUGUUAUUCUCAUUUUUGUAUGUCUGUAAAACAAAUACUUACUUACAUGUACAUUUGGUUUUGAUCAUAUGUGUGUGUACCUAUUUGGAGCGGUGGGGUGGCUUCAGGCAUUUAGGAAUGUAGAAAACAGUGUAAGCUAGAAAGAAUAAGAGGAGGGUGUAAUUACUCAGGUGUGUAAGUAGAAUAGGAGGACUGUCUAGACUAACCCAAUACUAUUUUGUUUCUGUACCUGCACAUAAGUGACAAUUUAUUAUCAUAUUAUUACUUCAAACAGUGUGUGUAUGAGUGUGUUUGUGUGUGUGUCUUAGAGAAUGAGAGAGAAAAAGAGAGAACAUAAAAAAACACUCAACCUGUGUGCUAUUAUAAUUUUUUUGUGUUUUUUUUUUCAUUGAUGUCACGUUGAAUUCUCUCUGUCUUGUCUCCGUGAUGUCAGGUUGCAUCAGGUGUAUGUGUGUGUCUGAAUAGACAUGAGACUCUCAAAACAAGCUAUAUUUUGGGGACGGAGAAAGCUCAUACUGCAAAGUGUAUAUUCAGAAAGAUCACUACAGAACACAGAGUUUGCAGGCCGCCAUAUUUGCUGCUUGAGAGUCAGGAUGUUAUUCACGUGUCAGAGCAGAGCACUGUUUGGCCUCUGCUGAGAGGGACUGUUCUUUUUCCUGCUGCUCCACCUUGCAACACAAUGAUGCAAAUGGAAAAAAGGUCAUUUGAUGAAGAAAACAGAUUUGCCGAUCAUCAGUGUGUGGUUUUUUUGUUAAAUGGAACCUUCAAUGCCACUUCACACGAACUAUUUAUGUGAGUGACUUGCAGUGAGAUUGAAAGAGAGGGGCACUAGGACCAUUGGUGGAAUUAAAAAAAACCCUAUGGAAGAAAUUUAUCACUUCUUUCACACAUCAUGCGAAGGAUUUUUUUUUUUUUUUUUUAUAAAACAUGCCACUGAUCUUUCUAUUAUUAAUAAUUGAAUGAAAUGAAAUAAAAUCUGCUGCUUCAAAUGUACCGCUUUCUAACAGGAGGUAGAUAGCUACGGUAGUAUGCAAGUGAACUUUGCCUGUUCUACAUGCGAAUGAUGAUUGUGUAGCUAAAUAGCGAUUGGGAAAUCAUUGCAUUGUCUAAUAUUGUAAUAUUAUUACUAUUAAUAUUAUUGUAAUAAAUAUUAUUUUAAGUGUUAUUUUUGUUAUAUUUCAGAAUAGAGUUCUAGUAUAAAUAAAGUUUGUUGGUAAAUAUUGUUAUAUUUAGAAUGACAUGAAUGGCAGUUAUAUUGUAAACAGUGUUUAAAUGUUAAUAUGGUUUUAUGUUAUUGUAAUUAUUCUAUCAUUAUUAUUACCAUCAUUGCAUUUAGUUAAUAUUAAUAAACACAGAAGCACUUGGGGGUAUGUUUAUAUUGAGUGCCAUGCGACUACAUGUUGAUUAUUGAGUUUGUCUGUACAUAAUAUUUUAUUUUCUUUUUACAAAUCCACAUUUCAUUUAGUUUAAAUAUGAAUGUUUUAUCUCCCUUUUCUUUUUUGUUACAAUGGUUCUUAAAUGUACUUGGCAAUUUUAUAAACCCCUGUAAUAAACUAUAAUGUGAAAAGCCA
This is a messenger RNA of Pangasianodon hypophthalmus (striped catfish), 4658 nucleotides long. It is a transcript of the gene cyp26b1, whose product is annotated as cytochrome P450 26B1. The transcript has 6 exons. Bases 1097 to 2632 code for a protein of 511 amino acids. The record is from RefSeq and is a predicted model, not a curated record. Lineage: Eukaryota; Metazoa; Chordata; Actinopteri; Siluriformes; Pangasiidae. Gene Ontology annotation, molecular function: iron ion binding; oxidoreductase activity, acting on paired donors, with incorporation or reduction of molecular oxygen; heme binding. Gene Ontology annotation, biological process: sterol metabolic process.